Molecule: messenger RNA, 816 nt
Organism: Pestalotiopsis fici W106-1
Lineage: Eukaryota; Fungi; Ascomycota; Sordariomycetes; Amphisphaeriales; Sporocadaceae
Exons: 2
Coding region: 1-816 (271 amino acids)
Molecular function (GO): arylformamidase activity
Source: RefSeq, a predicted model, not a curated record
AUGAGAACAGCUAGACAGAUCUCAAGCUUCGGCUUGCCCCUUCGAGCUCUGCUCCCCAGUACCUCCGUGGGCUCCUCCUCCAUUAACGCUUUGCCAUCGCGCAGGGCAGCUUCCACAGCAGCGCCAGCAAAACCCACGAUAGUCGACCUCACCCGGCCGCUCAAGCACCGAUCGCUCUGCCAUCCCUUCCACCCGCACUUUGUCAUGACGAAAUGGGACACGCACCAACCCAUGGUCGCCGGCGAGGCCACCUUUCGCAGCUCGUCUUACUACAUCUCCAUGUCGGACCAUGCCGGCACGCACAUUGACGCCCCGAAACACUUCGACCCGGCGCCCGGCGCCCUGUCCAUUGACCAGAUGCCCUUGACGGAUUUCUACACCGAGGGCAUCUGCCUGGAUCUCAGCCACGCCGAGCUCAGGGCGGGCAUCACAGUCCCUGAGAUGGAGGAAGCACUCAAGAAGUCGGACCAAGAAAUCAAGCAGGGCGACACGGUUUUGCUUUUCAACAAGAGGGUGUCUUGCGAAGAUCCCAGGUGGCAGCACGACUUUCCUGGUCUGGUUCCCGAGUCGGUCCACUGGCUUGCCGACAAGGGUUGCAAGAUCUUUGGUGUCGAGGCCGUGUCCCCCGCCCCCGAAGGCGAGCUCAACUUCCUCGCACAUAACAUCUGCGGCGAGCGGAGCAUCACGCACAUUGAGGGUUUGGACAACCUGGAGAGCCUGCUGGGCAAGGGCAGAUUCCGAUUCAUUGGCUUCCCUCUGAAGUUUGUCGAGGGUAGUGGUAGCCCAAUCCGCGCUGUCGCCCUAUUCGAUAACUGA